GAAAAAUUCUUCUUGUUGUGAAGUUCAGGAAUAAUUUUGAUUGAAAGAGAAAUUAAAAUGUACAAAUUGCAGGAAAUGUCGAGUAAAGAUAGUCUGACUUCAAUAAGGUCAACAAAUUUUCGUAUACCACCAUUACAACAAGGGCGACAAUUAUGGGAAACAACACAGAAAAAUACCAAUAUACGUUAUUCGAUGUCACAAACCGAUGCAAAUUUUAUAUCACAUCAAGCACGAUUAGCAAUGCAACAGACAACUUUAAAAAAAGAUUCAAAGCAACCAUCCAAAACGGAAUUACAAAGUAAAUUGACAAUUAGCUCAAUUAAAUAUAAAUCGGGACGUGGACGUGCCGCACAAUAUUUUUUCCCUGGGGAAACAUAUUGUAUGGAAAAGGAGGAACAUUACCAUAAUGUUGUGAUUCCACAAGCUGAACGACAUAUGAAAAUGUUGAAGCAAUUAAAAAAGCAAGAAGAUAAAAAAUUACAUCAACGUUUAUUGCGUGAAAAUGGACCGGCAUGGUAUCAGGAGCCAUCGUUAAAACAAAAAGCUUUGGCUGAAGAGAUAUCUGAUACUAUUAUUUGUGAUACUAAAAUGAAAUCAACAUAUGAAACAAGAAAUUUAUUAUUACGCAUGGGAAUUACACCACUUCCGAGUCCGAAAUUGGUCAAAAAGGCAAUGAACUUUGCCGCAGGCGAUGCAAUCCAAUUUUUACUUGCUUUAUAUCGUUUAAUGAAUCCAGCUGUUAAAAAUUAUGAUGCCAAACAAUAUUCAAUUUCCGAUCGAAUCAUUUUAUCAUGUAUGACUCAUCUAGCACUACCAUCCACUUUACGAGAAAUGCAUAUACGUAUUCCAUCACCACCAUCUCCACCGAAGAAACAGCCACCAAAACCUCCAAAACCGAAAUCGAAAAAGAAGUAUGAAUCACCAUACUUAGAGCCAUUAAUGUUCAAACCAGAGCCUAGAAAAAUAUUAAAAACUGCAUUUAUAACAUACCCUACUAGUCCUUACUUCGAAUAUAUAAAAGAUUUGAAACGACCCGGUGAAGAACUACCAGAAAAAUCUGAAUAUGAAAAUAAAUACAGAAUUGAAAGAUUGGAUCAACUAAUUGCAAAUGAAAAUGUAUCAACAUACCAAGGAACAGUACAUUCGUCACUGAAAUCAUUCGAUACAUCCGGUGAUUCACAAGACGAAACAUCAUCAGUGAAACGAAAUGAAUUUUAUUCUAAAAGCAAACUCGUUGGUCGCUCAAAAUUAACCAUAGCAUCACGGUUGAAAAGAUCUGCCAAAAAAUAUCGACGACGAGACGCAAAGUAUCUAAAAUCAGACACCUACACAUACCAUCCUAUCGAUGACUUUGAUCGUCAAAGACCGCAUCUUAUUAUUGGCGGAAGUAGAAUGAUGCAUGCUAAUAAACCGGCUAUACCAAUUAUUGAUGGCAUAUCAAAAAUGGAUUAUAAUAAACCGGAAAUUAAUUACGUAAUAAAUGGUGUAGCUAUAUCACCAGAUGGUAUGCCAAUACUAAUGAUAAAUAAUGUUUGUUAUGAACGGAAAAAAGAAUAUUCAACAGUUGUACAUGGUGGGGUUAGUUGUGAUGGAGAAGGAAAUAAGGUUAAAGUAGUAGCUGGGAUUAGUUCAAAAGAAGUAUCCUCGGAAUAUGAUAUAAAAAACAACGAAAAACCAGAAGUUGUCGUACCGGCGCCAUACUGUCAAUGUACAGCAUUGUACGACGAAUAUGUGCGCCUAAAAGAACUAGAACAUCAAAAAUGUUUCAAUGUAUAUCGGCAGUAUGUUGUGACAAAAGCAAAAAAAGCAAUUAAAGCGAACCCAGAAGUUACAUAUGUGGUAGGUGGCGUUACCGAAACUGAUAAAGGUCCUGUUUAUAUAUUAAAUGGUGUGCAACAUCCCAGAAAUCCAAAUUAUGAGCAAGUUGUUGGUGGAAUCAGUAUAAAAGAUGAUCAACCGAUUCUUAUUAUUUCUGGAAUUCAAGCAACUAGAUUAUAUACGGAAUAUUUGGAUACAAUUAAACAAACUAUAGAAAAAAUGGAAGAAACAUCAAUUAUUGUUAAUGGUGUCACAACACUACCAGAUGGAACACCAAAAUUUAUUGUAUCUGGUGUUACAAUCAUGAAUCCGAAGAAAGAUAUCAAUGUUGAAUUAGAAGGUGUUCAUUAUAAAGACAAGAACGCUGUAGUGGUAACUGAUAAUCUAGUAAAAAAUCCCUUUUUAAAGGACAAAUUUACGACAGUUAUAAGUGGAAUAACUCCCGCAAAUGAUGGACAACCCAUUCAUAUAAUACAGAAUAUGCAGAAAGUUGGUGUGGAAGAGCCUAAAUAUACUUACGUACUUGAAGGUGUAAAACCAACACAAAGUGAACCAUUAUUUAUUGUUUCUGGCACAAGAGGUGGUGAAGUGAUUGAUGAUGCAUUUACACCCAAAUGUGAUUAUUUAAUUGGAGGUCUUAAAAAGAUGCCCGAUAAUAGAAAAGUGUUAGUGGUGGAAGGAUUAGUAUUGAAUCGAGAUGAAAUACCACAGCCAUGUGAAUAUGUGAUCGCAGGUGUAAAACCAUUACCUGAUGGAACGACUGUAAAUAUCAUACAACAAACAAUACCACGAAGACCAAUCGAUUGUGAGUGUUUGGAUUUAUAUCGCAAAUAUAUGGAUUUACAAGAAGCAAAACAUAAAAAAUGUAUGGAUUUAUAUAGACGAUAUCUGCGAAAAAUAGAAAGAGAAGAAAAAGAAGCAUUUAAGAAGAGAAUGCGAGCUAAAGAUCCAACAUAUAUUAUUGGUGGUAUUGAAAAAUCAGUAAAUGGUGAUCCCAGGUUCAUAAUUACGGGAUUGGCAGCACAUAAGAUUGUUGAAAGCUUUGACCCAAAACCAGAAUAUGAAAUGACUCAGCCGGUGCAUACUGUAAUUGGUGGUAUGAAAGCAAACAAAGAUGGCACCUCCACGAUGAUUAUUCAAGGGCAUACCGAGCAUUUAGCUGGAAAAAGACCAUUCGUAGUUAUUGGUGGAAUAAAAGACAUCGAAGGAACUCCAACAUACCAAAUUACUGGUGUUCAAGCGGUACCAUCAGUAACAGGUAGUAUUUGUGAAUUUAAAAAGAAAAAAUUAACAGAACAUCGCGAAAGUAUUAUGGUGGUUGGAGGUAUCAAUCAAAAACCUGAUGGUACAGCAACAUUCACUAUAGAUGGCGUUACAUCUUACCCAGUAUGGAAAGAAGAAGAAGAGGAAUCUCAAAAAGAUUUUGUUUGUAAAUGUAUGAGAAUAUAUAAACGAUGGUUGGAAUUAGAAUUAACUGAAUAUGAUGAAGAGAUUAUUGAUGGUGUUGGACGUCGUGUAGAUGAUAUUAUUGUACCGUUUAUAGAUACAAUACCAACGAAACCACUUAUGCCAAAAACAAUUGAAUUGUUAAAAAUGCCAAGAAAAUAUUAUAAAAUAUCGUGUGAUUAUAAGACACAAAUGGUUUUAUUAAAGGGUGUAAUGUUAAGUAUGGCAAAUGAUGGAUACCCAGUAGCAUGUUUGCCUGAGUCAUGGAGACUUCCAUACUUUCGAGUUUGGAUGAAUAUGCGAUGUGGAAAAACAUUUAACGACGCGGAAAAAAUGAAAUAUUUACUAACAAGUCGGAAACUUUGGAAUCAUUUUACAUAUUGUCAGCUUAAAAAUCCUCAUCCUAAAGUUGAGCUUACAGCAAAAGAAACAAAAGACUUAAGAUGGGGUAAUAAUGUAGCUAAAACUAAGAUUGACCCAGUAGUUAGCGCUGCCUACAAGAACAUCAAACAACAAUGUGUGAACAAAGCACGCGAAUUUUUACCAAGUUUAUAUCCAUGGGAUUUUCCAAACGAAAGAUUUAUAGAUGCUUUCUAUGCCUAUAAACCCGCAACCGAGCUUGAAGUCAAUCCAUUAAGACCAUACGUUAAGAAACUUGAUUAAUAAUACUUUUGUAAAUUGUUCUUUGUGCCCUAAUACAAACUAAAGUUGUAGAU
Messenger RNA from Chrysoperla carnea, 3980 nucleotides. RefSeq lists its product as uncharacterized. The coding region runs from base 58 to 3927 and encodes 1289 amino acids. The transcript is spliced from 12 exons. The record is from RefSeq and is a predicted model, not a curated record. NCBI's taxonomy places the organism in Eukaryota, Metazoa, Arthropoda, Insecta, Neuroptera, Chrysopidae.